Messenger RNA from Colletotrichum truncatum, 999 nucleotides. RefSeq names its product short-chain dehydrogenase/reductase. The record is from RefSeq and is a predicted model, not a curated record. Gene Ontology annotation, molecular function: oxidoreductase activity. NCBI's taxonomy places the organism in Eukaryota, Fungi, Ascomycota, Sordariomycetes, Glomerellales, Glomerellaceae.
AUGAUCACUUAUUUAAAAGCUGCGUUGAUCGAUCCAACGAGCACAAAUAAGGUCUUUGGCUGCCAUACCCACUGGUUUCCUUUCCCAAAAUCCCUUUUGAGCUCCCUUUUAUUUCCCCAUUGUACAGUCGUGCACUUUACUAUGUCUUCUCCAUCACUUCAAGCAGCUGACCUGUUCAGCGUCAAGGGCAUUAUUGCCGUGGUCACAGGUGGUGGCACAGGCAUUGGUCUUAUGAUUGCUCAAGGACUUGAAGCCAAUGGGGCCAUUGUUUACAUCAUCGGGCGCAGGAAAGAGGCUUUGGAGAAGGCCGCCGGUACAGCGAAACAUGGCAACAUCCAUGCCAUUCAAGGCGAUGUCACUUCGAAAUCUGAUCUCGAGAGGGCUGUUUCAGAAAUUAAAUCUGCGCAUGGUUAUGUCAAUGUUGUGAUCGCAAACAGCGGCAUCGGAGGCCCGGCCUUGAAAGGCUUACCACCAAAUCCCUCAAUCUCCCAGUACCGGGACUUCCUGUGGAACUGGGAGCCCAAGGACUUUACUGAAACCUUUGCUGUCAACACCACAGGAGUUUUCUUCACUGCGGCGGCUUUUCUAGAACUACUUGACGAGGGAAACAAGCGUAGCAAUUUCAAGCAGCGAAGCCAAGUUAUCGCAACCAGCAGUAUUGGCGCGUUCAACCGCCAACCCAUGGGCUUCGCCUACGCAGGUUCCAAGUCGGCAGUUGUCCAUAUUUUCAAGCAACUGUCGACGGUACUGGUUCCAUUCAAUAUUCGAGCUAACGUCAUCGCACCUGGUUUCUAUCCUAGUGAGAUGACAACAGCUACCGUUGACGCACACAAGGAAUCCGGGUGGCCUAAGUCUGUCAUCCCCGAGGAAAGAGCUGGAGAUAUUGAAGACAUGGUGGGUGCAAUCCUAUACUUGGUCAGCAAGGCAGGCGCAUAUACCAAUGGCAAUAUUCUUGUGACAGAUGGCGGAAGACUUGCUGUGAUGCCGUCAGCCUAUUAG